AUGGCGCCUCGACUCAACCUCUUCACAGCCAACAAAGCCGUCUCGGCCCUGCGCCAAUCCACCACUUCCGCACUGUCUUCCCCCCGGAGCAUCGCCAGCCCUGUCCGAUUCCGCGCCGUCCAGUCACUACCCAUUCAGCGCCGAUGGAACUCCUCAAGCGAUGGCUCGAAGAAAGUCGAGUCCGAGCUUGACGAGAAGACUUUCCCGACUUCCGAUCAGCUCCCCGAUGUCACCGAGGAAGCCAACGAGAUCUCCCGAAUCAUGGAUAAGGAAAAGCGCUGUGAUGGUAUUCCUUCUUCCCCGGAGUUGGAUCAGGGGUCACCCGUUGAGGAGAUCCUCAGCCGCGAUAAGGACGCUAUGAAGCACAUGCCGAAGGUUAUGCGGGAUGCAUUGAAGAAGUCUGGUGGCUCGCGCUCGUUCUCCACUUCGGCUCGGAGCCUCAUGAACGAUAUGCACGUUGGGCCUGAGUCUAACAACCUUCCUGAGUCAAACCUCAUGCCUAGUAUGGCUGGAGAAGGCGCUAGCGAUGAGGCCGCCGCUGCUCUUGCUAGCAUGAUUGAACAGGUGCAGGGUCAGGCUCUUGAAGAGAACCCCGGACUUAAGUUCGACCCUCCUGUCGUCCCCGAGGACCUUAAGACAUUGAACUUCCGCAAGCGCUACGAUACCAUGCAGGAUCAGUUCACCAAGAUGAUGAUGGAGAGUGGGAAAUUGACCAAGGCGCAGAAGAACAUGUCUCUGGUUCUGGAUCACCUCCGCACCUCCUCUCCCCCACAGGUCAACCCCCGUCGUCGUCUCCUCGGCGCCCCUCCUGCUUCCCAGCUCCCCCUCGACCCCGUCCUCUACCUCACUCUCGUCGUCGACUCCGUGGCGCCUCUCUUCCGAAUCCGUCAGCAGAAGGGUAUCGCCGGUGGUGGUACUGCCGUGCAGAUCCCCCACCCGCUGACUCUGCGUCAGCGUCGCCGUACUGCCAUCAAGUGGAUUCUCGAUGCGUCGGAUAAGCGUCGCGAUGCGUUGUUCGCGAACCGUGUUGCGGCGGAGGUGGUGGCUGUUGCGGAAGGUCGUAGCGGUGUCUGGGAUAAGAGGGACCAGCAGCACAAGAUUGGUAUCUCUGGUCGUGCAAACUUGAAUACUAACCCUCGUCGCUAA
This is a messenger RNA of Penicillium griseofulvum, 1146 nucleotides long. RefSeq names its product mitochondrial 37S ribosomal protein uS7m. Gene Ontology annotation, molecular function: structural constituent of ribosome; rRNA binding; mRNA binding. Gene Ontology annotation, biological process: ribosomal small subunit assembly; translation. The transcript is spliced from 3 exons. Gene Ontology annotation, cellular component: ribosome. The record is from RefSeq and is a predicted model, not a curated record. NCBI's taxonomy places the organism in Eukaryota, Fungi, Ascomycota, Eurotiomycetes, Eurotiales, Aspergillaceae. The coding region runs from base 1 to 1146 and encodes 381 amino acids.